Messenger RNA from Solanum dulcamara, 1764 nucleotides. Its product is annotated as putative clathrin assembly protein At1g03050. The record is from RefSeq and is a predicted model, not a curated record. Gene Ontology annotation, biological process: vesicle budding from membrane; clathrin coat assembly; clathrin-dependent endocytosis. Gene Ontology annotation, cellular component: clathrin-coated vesicle; clathrin-coated pit. Gene Ontology annotation, molecular function: clathrin heavy chain binding; SNARE binding; 1-phosphatidylinositol binding. Lineage: Eukaryota; Viridiplantae; Streptophyta; Magnoliopsida; Solanales; Solanaceae. The transcript is spliced from 2 exons. Bases 1 to 1764 code for a protein of 587 amino acids.
AUGGCACCAAGCAAACUUAGAAAAGCAAUUGGUGCUGUCAAGGACCAGACAAGCAUAAGUUUGGCCAAGGUAGGGGGAAGUAACUGUUUGUCCGACCUAGAAGUUUCCAUUGUCAAAGCCACUAGACACCAAGAGUACCCACCUGAGGAGAGGCAUAUUCGAGAGAUUCUAAGCUUGACUGCUUAUUCUCGAGCCAAUGUUGGUGCUUGUGUCGACAAUAUUUCAAGACGUCUUGGAAAGACCAAGAAUUGGGUUGUAGCACUCAAGUCAGUAAUGUUGAUCCAUAGGUUGCUCUCUGAUGGUGAUCCCUCCUUUGAGCAGGAGAUUUUCUUUGCCACUAGACAAGGAACCAGGCUUCUUAACAUGUCUGAUUUUCGAGAUACCAGAUCUAACUCAUGGGACUAUUCUGCACUUGUUCGUACCUAUUCUUUGUACCUUGAUGAACAACUUGAGUAUAGGAUGCAAAGCCGUCGUGGAAAGCGCAGUACCUAUGCCUAUGAUGAAGAUUUAGAUAAUGUUCAUUCUGAAUCCGUCGUGGUGAAACAACUCACUCCCUUAAGAGAAAUGAAGAAUGAGGAUAUUUUCUCAAGGAUCCAAUAUCUUAUUCAACUUCUUAAGCGAUUCCUAGCUUGUAGACCCGCAGGUUUAGCAAGGACCAACAGAACUGUAUUCGUGGCUCUCUAUCCACUUGUGAACGAAAGUUUCCAGAUAUAUUUUGAAAUAACAGAAAAAAUAACUAUCCUAAUUGUUAAGUUCCAUGAACUAUCAAUUACCGACUCUGUGAAGGUUCACGAGAUCUUUUGUCAUAUUAAUAAACAAUAUAUUGAGCUUGAACAGUUCUACAACUGGUGUAAAAUGGUUGGAAUUGGACACUCUUCUGAAUAUCCAGACAUUGAGAACAUUCCACAGAAGAAACUUGACCUUAUCGAUGAAUUUAUACAAGAGAAGUCUAUAUUAGGACAUAAUGGGAAUGCAAUGUGUUAUGAACCUAAAAGUGAGUUGAUUGAAAGAAAUCAUGAGCCAGAAUCGGAACUAGAACAAGAUAUGAAUGCAAUUAAGGCAUUACCACCACCAGAGGGAAUUCCUGAAGAAACAAAUCAAGAGAAAUAUAAAGAAAAAGAAAAAGAAAAAGAAGAAGAAAAGAAAGAGGUGGUGAAAACCCAAGAUGUAGCCGACUUGUUGAACUUGGGUGAAGAUGCAUUAACUAUGGAAGAACAUGGAGAUCAAUUGGCUAUAUCACUCUUUGAUGGUGUUCCAGAAACUAGUGGUCCUUCAACAACCACUUCACCAUGGAAAGCGUUCAAUGAUUCAGGGGAUUGGGAAACAACACUAGUUCAGCACACGAGCCAUUUGUCAAACCAGAAGGCUUCCCUUCCUGGAGGGUUCAACACAUUAAUAUUAGAUGGAAUGUAUCAACAAGGAGCAGUAGCUCAGAUGGUAGCCAGCUCAGGUGUUGUAGCUACUGGAAGUUCUAGUAGUGUUGCACUUGGAUCAGCUGGUCGGCCGUCAAUGCUAGCCUUGCCUGCACCUCCAUCUGCGGAUGGAAGAGCUCAAAGUACAACUGGGACAAGCACUGACCCUUUUACAGCAUCACUAGCAAUAGCUCCACCAUCAUAUGUUCAGAUGUCUGAAAUGGAAAAGAAGCAGAGACUAUUAGUAGAUGAGCAGGUAAUGUGGCAACAAUAUCAAAGGGAUGGAAUGCAAGGACAAAUAGGAUUAGCAAGGACGCAACCAAAUCCUUAUGCAUACAACACUGGAGGUUAA